CGACGGCAACCCAUCAGAGAUAGUUGUGUGGCGUUGCAAAUUGACACACAAAACGCCAACAGUGCGUUGUUGUUAAGUUUUUAAGUGCUAUACAACCGUGCAAUCGCUCGAGUUCUCGCGAGAUGAAGAUCUUGUUAGUUGUCGCUUGUAGCGUGCUGGUCGGCCUGGCCGGAGCACAACAAUACCAGGAUGAGGGAUUUCUUCUGCCUCAACCGCGGAAUAAUGCGCUGAACGAACUGAUCAUCAAGUUUCUGGAGGACUUCCGUCAGUCGAUGGUUUGUCCCAAUCCGGCUCUCGGUAUUCCCGUACUGGCUCCGUUUGAGCUAGAACAUGUCGAAAUGGAGCUGAAGGAUAGGCUUAUCCAAUUCAAGGGAGAGCUUAACAAAGUGGUCGUUGAUGGAUUGAACGAGUUUGAAAUCGUAAAGAUCGACGUCAAGCCACUUAAACUGCGAGUGGACUUUGAGCUCUUCUUCGGUGCGCUGCGUACCAAGGGAAAGUACAAGACGAAGCUGAAGCUGAUCGGUGUACUCCCCGUCAACCGUUUCGGCUCGUUCCGCUUCGAUUUGAAAGGACUCACGGUAAAGGGCGGCGCAUCGGUUGCGAUCAGUGGAGACAAACUGCAGGUUCGCGAUUUGGUCAUCACCCCAACGCUCAAGUCGGUACGCUCGGAUGUGAGGGGCAUAUUCUUGAAUCCGGUGGCAAGCUUCGCCUUCAACCGCAUGGUUGAGCUGGCUGUGCCCGGUCUGAUCAACAACAAUCAGCAGGCAAUAACGCAGGCGAUCGAGCAGCAGCUCAAACCGGCCAUCAAUGAAAUGUUGGGCGACAUUUCGCUACAGGAUCUGAUUGACAUGAUUACCAGUGGAGGCGAAGGUGGUCCGGUUACCUGCUAGAGUGCACCGGAUAGGAGUAGCGACACUCCGUACCGUUUGCUGUGUGCCAUGUUUACCUAAAUCGUAUCGAUUAUUGUACUGAUAGAGCAAUCGCUUAUCCAAUUCGCAAAGGCUGUGUAGAUGUAUAUUGCAAAAAUUAUAACCAAUUGUUAAUGGAAAAUUAAAAGCAAUGACUGUGUGCUUCCUCCAAGGAA
Anopheles gambiae (African malaria mosquito) is the source of this 1084-nucleotide messenger RNA. RefSeq lists its product as uncharacterized. The record is from RefSeq and is a predicted model, not a curated record. Bases 123 to 890 code for a protein of 255 amino acids. NCBI's taxonomy places the organism in Eukaryota, Metazoa, Arthropoda, Insecta, Diptera, Culicidae. The transcript is spliced from 3 exons.